Colletes gigas is the source of this 441-nucleotide messenger RNA. Its product is annotated as glycine-rich cell wall structural protein-like. The transcript is spliced from 3 exons. NCBI's taxonomy places the organism in Eukaryota, Metazoa, Arthropoda, Insecta, Hymenoptera, Colletidae. The record is from RefSeq and is a predicted model, not a curated record. The coding region runs from base 1 to 441 and encodes 146 amino acids.
AUGGGUAUAAAAGAACCGAUCGCCCUUUGGACCACACAGUGUGACAGUGAGCCAGGUUUAACCAUGAAUCUUCUGUGGCUACUAUUGUUGGUCGCUUUCGCCGCCGCCACCAGCACCAACGUCCCCGAAAAAGUGACGAGCACCAACGACGUGCCGGAACAAACAGUCACCGAGAAUCAGGUCCAGGUUAAUCCACAGGAUGGAGAGGGCGAUAAAAAACUAGCGAAAAGAAGUUACGGUUGGGGACCAUGGGGUGGUUAUGGAGGCUAUAGUUACGGAUGGCCUUGGUACGGUGGUCACGGAUGGUACUCUGGCUGGUACCCUGGUUGGCCUGUGUAUUAUGGUCACGGAUACGGUGGAUACGGUGGAUACGGAGGAUACGGUGGACACGGCGGAUACGGCGGAUACGGCGGAUAUCGCGGUUGGCACGGUGGCUGGUAA